CUGCAUAUUGUCAUGGCCUGUGCUAUCUGAAAUCCUUGGGACGUCCGGGAUCAAAGGCCAUUGGAUUUGAAAUGGUUGAGGUAAGGGUUAAGGUUAGGAUAAGGGUAGGGAUUAGGUUACGGACGUCCUAAGAAUACCGUAUAGCACUAACCAUUGUUGUCACGAAGAGGAUCAACUGUCAAUUGGGCUGGAGGUUCUGUAAGACCCGCCCUAUGUGCUCGACAUUUUGUAUGUGCGUUUAUAGAUAACAGUGCAGGACUGGCAUACCAACUCUGGUGUCCAUACUUUGAAGAGACAGAGAGAGGAAGGACACACAGUGUGACACGCAUCUCUCAUCAUCCUCGGUUGAUAUUUGCCUUUCGGAUCUACAGUCGCACAAUAGAAAAUACGCAUUUACCAAGAUGCCCAAGCCACUGACAGACCAGGAUAAGAGGAAGCAGAUAUCUGUGCGGGGGCUUGCAGGAGUGGAAAAUGUUUCAGACCUUAAGACCAAUUUUAAUCGCCAUCUCCACUUUACGCUGGUAAAGGACCGAAAUGUGGCGACCAAAAGGGACUACUACUUCGCCUUGGCCAACACUGUCCGCGACCAUCUGGUGGGCAGAUGGAUCAGGACGCAGCAGCACUACUAUGAGAAAGACCCCAAACGUGUGUAUUACCUGUCCCUUGAGUUCUACAUGGGGCGCACCCUGCAGAAUACAAUGGUGAACCUGGCUCUGGAGAAUGCAUGCGACGAGGCUACCUAUCAGUUGGGCCUGGACAUGGAGGAGCUGCAGGACAUUGAGGAAGAUGCCGGCCUGGGAAAUGGUGGCCUUGGACGGCUCGCCGCCUGCUUCCUAGAUUCCAUGGCGUCUCUGGGACUGGCAGCUUACGGCUACGGCAUCCGCUAUGAGUUCGGCAUCUUCAACCAGAAAAUUGUGAAUGGCUGGCAGGUAGAGGAGGCUGACGAUUGGCUGCGCUACGGCAACCCAUGGGAGAAGGCCCGCCCUGAGUACAUGCGACCCGUCCACUUCUACGGCAGAGUGGAGCACACCCCCGAGGGUUUGAAAUGGGUCGACACACAGGUAGUGUUGGCCCUUCCUUAUGACACCCCGGUCCCUGGCUACAGGAACAAUGUUGUCAACACCAUGAGACUGUGGUCUGCCAAGGCCCCCUGUGAUUUCAACCUGAAAGACUUCAACGUGGGUGGCUAUAUUCAAGCUGUGCUGGACAGAAACUUGGCUGAGAACAUCUCCCGUGUUCUGUACCCCAAUGACAACUUCUUCGAGGGCAAGGAGCUUCGUCUGAAGCAGGAGUACUUUGUGGUGGCGGCCACUCUGCAGGACAUCGUCCGUCGCUUCAAGUCCUCCAAGUUCGGCUCCACUGAGGUUGUGCGCGUUGACCUGUCCACCCUACCUGACAAGGUGGCCAUCCAGCUGAACGACACCCACCCUGCCAUGGCCAUCCCUGAGCUGAUGAGGAUCUUGUUGGACACAGAGCACCAGACAUGGGAGAAGGCCUGGGACAUCUGUACACGUACCUGUGCCUACACCAACCACACCGUCCUGCCUGAGGCUCUGGAGCGCUGGCCCACCGACCUGCUCCAGAACCUUCUGCCCAGACAUCUGGAGAUCAUCUACGAGAUCAACCGCCGUCACCUGGAGCGCAUCGCUAAGCUCUACCCCGGGGACCAGGAUCGUCUGCGCCGCAUGUCCCUAGUGGAGGAGGGCGACCAGAAGAAAAUCAACAUGGCCCACCUGUGCAUCGUGGGCUCCCACGCCGUCAACGGAGUGGCCCGCAUCCACUCGGACAUCCUCAAAGCAACUCUGUUCAAGGACUUCUACGAGGUGGACCCCCACAAGUUCCAGAACAAGACCAACGGGAUCACGCCCCGACGCUGGCUGGUCAUGUGCAACCCUGGGCUGGCUGAAGUCAUUGCAGAGAGGAUCGGUGAGGAUUACAUCCGCGAUCUGGACCAACUGAAGAAGUUGCUGACGUUUGUGGAUGACGACUCUUUGAUUCAUGACAUCGCCAAGGUCAAACAGGAGAACAAGCUGAAGUUUUCUGCCUAUCUGGAAGAGCACUACAAGGUGAAGAUCAACCCCAACUCCAUGUUCGACGUUCAAGUCAAGAGGAUCCACGAGUACAAGAGGCAGCUCCUCAACUGCCUGCACAUCAUCACUCUCUACAACCGCAUCAAGAAGGAGCCCAACAAGAAUUGGACACCCAGGACUAUCAUGAUUGGAGGAAAGGCUGCCCCUGGGUAUCACACGGCAAAGCUGAUCAUUAGGCUGAUCACUGCCAUCGGAGAGAUUGUCAACCACGACACUGUGGUGGGAGACCGCCUCAAAGUCAUCUUCCUGGAGAACUACAAGGUCACUCUGGCCGAGAAAAUCAUCCCUGCGUCCGACCUGUCUGAGCAGAUCUCCACAGCUGGCACUGAGGCAUCUGGCACUGGCAACAUGAAGUUCAUGCUGAACGGAGCACUCACCAUCGGCACCAUGGACGGAGCCAACGUAGAGAUGGCCGAGGAGGCCGGAGAAGAGAACCUCUUCAUCUUCGGCAUGAGGGUGGACGACGUGGACGCCAUGGACAAGAGUGGAUAUGAUGCCAUGGACUACUACAACCGCAUUCCUGAGCUGAAGCAGGCCAUGGACCAGAUCGCUGGUGGAUUCUUUAGCCCCGACCAGCACGACCUCUUCAAGGACAUUGUCAACAUGCUGCUUCACCAUGAUAGAUUCAAGGUGUUCGCUGACUACGAAGCUUACAUCAAAUGCCAAGAGAAAGUCAGUGCUCUCUACAAGAACCCUAAAGAAUGGACCAAGAUGGUGAUCCACAACAUCGCUGGUUGUGGUAAAUUCUCUAGCGACCGCACUAUCUCCCAGUACGCCCGGGAGAUCUGGGGCAUGGAGCCCAGCCUGGAAAGGAUCCCUGCCCCAGACGAGCCUCGCCAAUAAACCCCAGCCUUAAAACCAACCUCUGGUUUUUCCACAGCCCCAGCUUCUGGUUUUUCCACAGCCCCAGCUUCUGGUUUUGCCUCUGGCUAUUCCACAAGAAAACCAUUUCAACCUGAGAAAUGGUUUAGAAACCUGAAAGCUCCCUGUAACUAGUACAUUUUCAUUGUGUCAUUUCAUUGUGGUCAGUAUUAGUUGAUGAUUGACUAUAAAUGUAGCAAUCCCUGUCCGGCUACGUGAUGGCCAAUAACCUGAUACCACUUUCAACCUCGACAUUCAGCAUUACAUUUCUCAAUGGGCUAAUUCAAAAUCAGCAUUCACCUUCUCAAUUGGUUAAUUCAAAUCAGCAUUCACCUUCUCAAUGGGCUAAUUCAAAAUCAGCAUUCACCUUCUCAAUGGGCUAAUUCAAAUUCAGCAUUCACCUUCUCAAUGGGCUAAUUCAAAUUCAGCAUUCACUUUCUCAAUGGGCUAAUUCAAGUCAGCAUUCACCUUCUCAAUGGGCUAAUUCAAAUCAGCAUUCACCUUCUCAAUAGGCUAAUUCAAAUCAGCAUUCACCUUCUCAAUGGGCUAAUUCAAAUCAACAUUCACCUUCUCAAUGGGCUAAUUCAAAUCAGCAUUCACCUUCUCACAUGCACCAGCAAUGCAUAGUCAACUGGCUUGUGCAACAUUAAUAUCACCAAUAACACUGUUCACCAUCAUUUAAGCUAACAUGAUCAGAGAAUACACCCUUUAACAGUCAGUGGGGUCAACAAGUAGCUGGACACCUCACCACUGUCUAAUGGUACCAAAACCAUGUCUUCCAAGACUGAGACAUGAUGGGACAUAGAGACUUAUCAAAAUAAAGUAUUCAAAAUAAGCACGUUCUUCUCACAUAGACACUGUGAUUUUACACUACUGAUUCGGCCUGCCAAGGACCACCUCUUUAUUCAUAUCUGCACCGAAUAACCACUCAAGUUGAAGGGACUAGGUUAACAUGCGUGAUCCUUGAUGUUAUAAAACUGUUUGCUCAAUGUAUGUCUGUCUGUAUGUCGAAUGUAGUAAUUUUUGCGUGUUAAUAAUGCUUGUGUUUUGGGUAGCCCACACACAAUCCUUAUUGCUAAAAUACUUUCUGCUAUAGGCUGCGUUUUGUUUAUAAUGAUCCGAUCAGUAUAUCCUCAAAACGUUGUUCCAGUGUUGGAAAAUGAUCCUUCAUAUAGUGCAACAAACUAAGCCUUCUCUCCUCCACCUUUUCUGCCUAAUACCUCUCUGAGUGACUAUAAUGCUGCCUUAACUAAGCUGUGUGUGUAGUUGUUCAGCCUAAAGUGACCCCACAUUGACUUCUCACUGUUAAGCUGCAAGUCUUUUUUGAUGUUCAGAUAAAUAAGCAUAUCUGGUACAAUAGUAUUUCUCACUGUUUGGAAGUCUUGGACUUAAUUUAAUGUUAACGCUACUGAAUCACUAGUAAUUGAGUGUGUAGGGUUGAUAAAGAUUGCACAACGUCCAGUAGUUUUCUUCCAUUAGAGAGACUCUGAAAAGCACUUAAAGCUUCAAACUCUGCAUUCUCUUGUCAAUGUGAAACAACAGUCAAUAAAGGAGACAAAGUUACAA
Molecule: messenger RNA, 4517 nt
Organism: Salvelinus fontinalis (brook trout)
Lineage: Eukaryota; Metazoa; Chordata; Actinopteri; Salmoniformes; Salmonidae
Product: glycogen phosphorylase, muscle form
Exons: 20
Coding region: 402-2933 (843 amino acids)
Biological process (GO): glycogen catabolic process
Cellular component (GO): cytoplasm
Molecular function (GO): glycogen phosphorylase activity; pyridoxal phosphate binding
Source: RefSeq, a predicted model, not a curated record